AAGCCACGCGGCUAAAGACUUGCGCUGUUAAAUAAGCCAUGAAGGCCGUCACGAGCGUUAUUAAGCGACUGUCAGCGAAGAAAGUGCAGUGAUAUAAAGACGCUAAGGGCAUAUAUAUACUAUAUAUAAACCAAAAAAAAUAUAUAUUACAAAAACUACAAUUGCUAGUGGAUAAUCCGAAAUAUGCUGCGUGGCGUGCUCACCUUGGAUAGAUCCGCAUGGAUCGCACAAAAAAGGCAGACACUGCUAUUCACGCUCUUAAUGUUCUACAUCACAACACGGUCAGAUGCGAAUCCUGUCUCCAUACCGGAAAUAAAUGGAAAAUCUGUUAAAAAUAUUGCCGUUUCAUCUUCAAAUGCCGCAUUGCUGAUCAAGCCGAGUCCACAGGACGCCCAAUUGAACUCGUUAAAUGCCUAUGCCACCAACUACGGACACUUUGCUGCACAAUUCUCUAACAAUGCCGCGCAAGGCGGCAACACUAACGUGCACACAGACGGCAGCACGACCAGUAACACAAAUACCAACCACUUUAAGGCAUCUUUCAAAUUGCCCGAGGUGGAAAAUAAUUUUACACCAAUACAAACAUAUAAUAACGGUAAUAGCAUGCCACAUGCGGCGCCUUUAACCGCAAUUGCCGCGACGCCGAAUGUCAACAGCAUUGCCAACAAUAACGUACCACAAGCCACACCCGUUCUAAUGCAAUACCUGCCACACGUAGUGCCGGAAACAGGCGUACAAUAUCUACAAUUGAUACCGACGCGUCCGCUUAUUGUGCCCAUAAGUCCGUACUUAAACGGCAAUGCGCCGCCUGCGGCAACACAAAAUGCCGCCAAUGCUGCAGCGCAUGCACUACACCCACCAUUGGCGGCCGCCAUCAAUGCUGCACCAAUGGACUAUGGCGUCCGUUCACCACCCAUAUUGGCAGCCGAGCCCAUUAAUAGUCAACAGCAUGCUGCCGCCACUGCCGCUUUGAUAGAUAUGUCGAAUGCAGCGCCGCCGCCGCCGCCGCCAUACGGUAUACAUACAUACGCGAAUGCCUUACAGCCGUAUCGCAGCAGCUAUCGCAUAAAUCGUGAAGUGAAGGGUAAGAAUUUUCCCAGCACAUUGUCACUCAAUAUGAACGAAUAUAUACCGGGCCCCAAUGAGACACUGCGUCCGCUGUAUAUGCGGGGCAGACCGUGAAAUUGUUAGACGUUGAAUAACGAUUAUUUUUGUAAAUUAAAUAAGGAAUAUAUAUACAUAUAUGUAUUACGGUUAGUAAUAAAAAAAAAAUUG
This is a messenger RNA of Bactrocera dorsalis (oriental fruit fly), 1275 nucleotides long. RefSeq lists its product as uncharacterized. The record is from RefSeq and is a predicted model, not a curated record. Bases 184 to 1182 code for a protein of 332 amino acids. The transcript is spliced from 2 exons. Lineage: Eukaryota; Metazoa; Arthropoda; Insecta; Diptera; Tephritidae.